CGCCUCCGCGCCCUCCACCCUGCCCGCGGGGCACGGGAGCCGGUGACGGGAGCGAGGCGGAGUCUGGAGGGAAGAUACGGAGAGAUAGAGAUUUAAAUCACAUCCCCGGCUGUAGAAGGGGCAGCAGCAGCAGCAGCCCCGGCGCAGAGGCACGGACGCACGCGCCGAGACAGGUCUGCCGGCUCCGCCGCUGCUGCUGCUGCUCACCAUGGGUGCCGCCGCCGCCGAGCCCCCCAGCGCCAUGGGCCUGGUAUCCAGCGUGGUGAACGAUACCCUGGAGUUCUACCGCUGGACCUGGAGCAUCCGAGACAAACGUGUUGAUGACUGGCCCUUGAUGCAGUCUCCAUUUCCAACCCUGACUAUAAGCACUAUUUAUCUCCUCACUGUCUGGCUGGGCCCCAAAUGGAUGAAGACGAGAGAGCCCUUCCAGUUACGCUUCCUCUUGGUUGUUUACAACUUUGGAAUGGUUCUGCUCAACUUCUUCAUUUUCAAAGAGUUGUUCUUGUCAUCAAGAGCUCGAGGGUACAGCUAUGUCUGCCAGACUGUGGAUUAUUCAGAUAAUGUUUAUGAAGUUAGGAUAGCUGCUGCUUUAUGGUGGUAUUAUGUCUCUAAAGGAAUCGAAUAUUUGGAUACAGUAUUCUUCAUUCUGAGGAAAAAAUUUAAUCAAAUUAGUUUCCUUCAUGUCUAUCACCAUUUCACCAUGUUCACCUUGUGGUGGAUUGGUAUUAAGUGGGUUGCAGGUGGACAAGCUUUCUUCGGAGCUCAAAUGAAUGCAUUUAUUCAUGUCAUUAUGUACAUGUAUUAUGGAUUAGCAGCUUGCGGCCCUAAAUUUCAGAAAUACCUGUGGUGGAAACGAUAUUUGACCAUAUUGCAAUUGGUGCAGUUUCAUGUGACUAUUGGCCACACAGCCAUGUCUAUUUAUAUUGAUUGUCCUUUCCCUAAAUGGAUGCACUGGGGUGUCAUUUUCUAUGCUGUCACCUUCAUUUUCCUGUUUGGUAACUUCUACUAUCGGACAUAUAAGCUGCCCAAGGAACCUGUAAAGAAUGGCAAAAUAGCAAAUGGUGCUGUUGCAAAUGGAGUAAGCAAACCAGAAAAUAAUGCGGUGGUGGAAAAUGGAAAAAAGCAGAAAAAGGGAAAAGCAAAAGGAGAGUAACUUGAUCCAGGCCUUAACCAUUGUUGGCAGUGAGGAACCUCCAGUUUGGGUUAUAAAAGGAAGAAAAAAACACUAUCUGUACCAAUUAACCUUAGGUUACUGAAGAGCUAGAACACAGAUAUUUUCAUUAUUUAUGAAGAUUGUUUUAAGAACAACACUAAAGUUGAAUUUCUAUUGUAAUUAUGUAAUUAUCAUGCAUAUGGUCUCUGUGUAAACUUGUAGACUGCUGGUGUUGGUGAAUGUAAGGAAGAAUUGCAGUUGAUUCCAUGUUUAGCAGUCCAAAAGUUAAUAGUACAAUUGAUACAGUUUUGUUGGCACCCACAUUUCUUGGGGGGCGGGGGGAGGGGAAGGAAGUAGCAUUUGAAUAUUUGUGCUUUCUUUCCAGAAUACUAUUAAAUUUCAAAUUAUGACAUAUUAUCUAAUCAGAAUCCGCAACUUUUCUUGUCCUCCUUGGAGAGUACCUUCAGACAGAAUAUGUGCUGUCAGAACAGUAUUUGAUUUUUCAGUCAUUACUUGAUUUAAUUGAGUAUCUGUUACAGUUUGGUUUUUGUUUUAUUAUUUUUUUCUUGUGUGGAAAUAUACCUACCUCUUCAUCUGCUGAAAAGGAUAUUGAGCAUUAAAUAACUGGUUUCUGGAAUACAGAGUCCUCUAAUCUAAAUAUCUGUUAAUAUUAAUUCAGGAGAACAUGUUUCCCUGUGGAAGUAAAAGGGAUUUUUGGUGGUAUCCUUUGAUCAAGUCAUCAUUUUAAUGUAAACUGAAAUUUUGGAGUGCUACUUUUAGUAGAGCCAAAUAUUUUAAGAAUGUGUAAAUAUGAACAAAUAUAUUGGUUGAAGCAAGAAGUAAAAAUAGGCCUGCUGCUUGUUGUCCAUGACCUGGGUUAAAUCUGUGGCACUGACUGAUACUCAAAAUGGUAAGAUAAUGUUAUGGUGGGGAGAAAACAGCAUGUAAUUCCAUUUAGAAAUGUUGUGUGCAUGGGUAGUCAUGCUAACUACAAAACCAACCAUCACUUUAUUGGGAGAGAGAAUUCAGUUUAAAAGUGCUAAAUACAUAAAUACAUAGCAAACAUAAAAUCUUGAAAAUGUUGCUAUUGCUUGAUACCUGUCAAAACUCUAUUUCUUAGACUCUUGCAGACGAAGUAUUGCCUGAUAGACAGGUCACCUUUAUAAGUCAAAACUGCUAAAAUAAGUAGAAACUUUUAGAUGGAUUUUCAUUUACAUGUUACAUAAAGGACUUUUUACCAUUCCUUUUGUGAAGAAAAUAGGGAAAGAUUUAUACUUCUUCUGAAUAAUGUGUUUACUGAGAGGUACAUUUUGAGCUGCUUAGCAUGCAAUGAGUAGAAGAUGGGUGGAAUUAGAAACUAUAUCCUGGAUUACUGUGUUCCUUAGCCAUCACUGCAAGAGCUGUAUUGUUACUGUCCAAAUGCAUUCCCCCCCAGCUCUGGUCAGAAACAUAUCCAGAGGCAGCAACAAACACAUAUCUAGCAAGUAGCACCAUCGGUGCAGAAAGAGUACAUGGAACGGUGAGUGUAAAGUGAGUGACACAUUUAAUAGAUUUUUUUUAUCUCAAUCAUCCAUUUACUGUUUAUAAUAUGCAAGCAGGUUACAUAUUCUGUGUCUCAGGUUUGUCUUGUUUCUAUAUAAAAAAAAUCUCAACUCAGAAAACAAUUCCUAGGAAAAAGAGUUUUGGAUGUAGUCUGUUGUAUUAGAAAAUAAUUUCUAAUGCUCUAAUGCUGGAGUUGGUUCAGCUGAAAGGUGGUUCAUCCCUAAUCAUCACCACUGUGGAUUUUUGGGCAGAAUGUAGAAUUGUGAAAAACUGACUCUGCUGAACUCAAAUUCAUGUGACCAUUAAGUUUCUUGUCUGCUGUGUGUUCUGAUUCUUCCAGCCUUUGUAAUGAUGCUUUUUUGCAUUUGCAUAACUGCGUAUUUACAUAGCGUGGCAUGGGGAAGAGGGAUGGUGACUACCCUUCCUUCUUGGACAAAUGCCACUACCCUUAACCAAGCCAAAGUGCUGGCUGACUCAGUAAUUUUGGAAUAGCUAAAGGAGUAAAUAACUACGGAGCAGAUUUACAGCACACCUGCUGCUCCAAGGUAGUGACUAGUGUGAAUGCAGUUACCCUGCUGUAAUUUCAAGGUCGUUUACCUCACUUUGAUUAAAGGGUAGCUUCUUUCUAUUUGCCAUGGGAUGUGGGCAGCUAACUUCUAAAUCUGUAUCAUUCCAUGAAUUGUGUUAAAUUGGUUGUUUGCUCUGUCAUUCAUUCAAUAAGCCAGAUCAGCGAAACUGAUACUCUUCCUGUGAUCUAGCUCUGAAACAGCACCCCAGGAGUAUUACAGCACAGGAUCAAUUGUGUCUUUGCUACACUUUCUGACUUAACAAUUAUGUCUUGCAUGAUGGUAAAUAUUUAAAUAACUGAAAGUUAAAUUUUUUUCCCCCUUAUCAUGCAUGGAAUUGGAUUAAAGUUGAUUGCAACUUGAAUAUUUUUGACAAAACUCGAGUAGAAGUCUACUGUCAAAUUCUGGAGUAAUUGUUAAAUACUAAAAAAAGUGAAAAAACCUCAUUGUGAGAAUGCAUGUGUACAUACACAUCAUGUUGUCUGGCCCUGUGCAUAAAACCAGUUUGAGAGAUUCCCAUUUUCAUGGGAAAAAAAAAAAAACAAACCAGUUAUUAAAUUACUGGAACACUGCUGUUUUGAGUACAUCUUUUGCAGUAUGACUUUCCUAGGUUUAUUUAUGAUAUAUUUGAUUGUUCAUGUAAUUCAAGUCCCAUUACAAUCUUGAAUAUAAUGGCCUUAUUAAAUGUGCAUUUUGUAGGCAUGGUCUUGAGUGCAAUAUUUCUGUUUCUGACUAUGCAGCCGUACUCACAGAAUACAGGGCUCAACUUGUACAGCUUUUUGUUUUUCAAAAUAUAGGCAAUAAUGCACAUGUGAAAUACUGACAGAUUCAUUAGAGUCAUCUUUGAAUCUAAGGAAGCUUAAAAUUUUGCCAUGAAAGUAUGUAUAAAUAUGUGUAUUUUCUAUACAUAGUACUGAAAUUCAAAUUAUACAAUCUUUCGCAGUACAGUUAUUCUUUACAGGGUUAUUGGGGUUUGUUCUUCUAAAUCCUUUCAAUUUAUUGAAAAAUUAAAUUCAAACCAUUUGAAACUUUUCUUUUUUUGCCAAGGAGUGAUAAUUUUUUGCUAGGAGUUCUGAAGCUCUUGGACCAGAGUCUCUAAAUAUUUGAUGCCAUAUAAGUAAUACCAUUUUUCAUUUAGCCUCAUCUCUAGCAGUGACAGUUGUUGGAUUAUUUUAGCACUUUUUCAGUGUAAAAUUAAAUACAAAUUAUCUAUAUAUGUAUAUAUGUGUACACAUACAUAGUGUAUGUGUGUGUAUAUAUGUAUGGAUUCUUAGCAUAUUCUUUCAACAUGUGAAGUAAAUUAUAUUUCUUGAAUGUGAAUUUGGCAGGAGCUAAUAGAAUGAUUCCUACAGCUCCAGCAGGAAAAUGAAGCAGUUUUCCUUCCACAGAUCCAGUAUCAGUCUUGCAAACAUAAAUAGUAUUUGUCAGUUGUUUUAGAUACAGGAUUGCAGACAAGACAGAGCCAUUUCUACCAGUGUAAUAAAUAUUUUGAGGCAUCAGUUGUAGAUUCUGAGGGGAGAGAUCUCAACUCAGGGUAGCUGUGGAACUAUGCUGUAUUAUGGUAGGGAUCAUUUUAGUAAGAGUAACUUGCUCCAGGUGAGUCUUUGAAAUCAUUGCAAUCAUAUUCUCUGUUAAACAGAAAGCUUCUAAAAAUAAAUCAUAGAGUCAUAAAACCAUUUAGAUUGAAGAAGACUAUUAAGAUGACUGAGUCCAACUAUUAAACCAAUGUUUCCCUGCAAGUUCAAAAGCAUGGCCUAUUUGAUUACAGAACCAUCAAUUACUUCCAGCUCCAGACCAGGAUAAAAAGGUGAAGGCAAAAUGAAAAUGCUGCACAUUUUUUCAGGUUAACCUAAGGGCACAUUUCUUCAGAGAAACACUUGAACUGCAUGUGCUGGGAAGGGAGGUAAGAAAGGACAAAUAGCUUUUGUGAUGGAAGAUCUGAGUCCUAAAAUAGUUUACAAGCACUAGCUAUUUCUUAAAAACUUGAGUAAAACUGUUCAUGGUGCAUAAAGUUAAACCUUGCAUGAAGCUAGUGUGGGCUGAGAGUUAUAUUUAAAAUGAGAUUUAUUUCAGGUAAAAUUGAAGAGAAUGGGGAACUAAUUAAAUAUCUGGAUAGUGUAUUUAUCUUGGUUAGAAACACAGACUUAUCUAAUUUGAUACCUAAAGCAAGACACCCAUAUGACAUCUCAUUGCACUGCAGUCUGAUGCUCCAGCCCCUUUGCUAAUGUAAGCAGAGGGAGCUCCAUGGGAAUGAGUGGGUUGGUUCCCAUUUACCUCAGCAGAGUAUGGUGAGCACUAAAGAGCAGAGAAAAUGCUUGCUUUCUGCCAGUAUCCUGGGAGGAUUGAGGGAAAUGUAUGGUUCAGGGUGCUGCUUUUGCAUAAGGUGUUCAUGCUUUUGUAAACACUGAAAAUAAACAUUACUUUUUUCAUGCUGUUUGAGUUUGGUUUUAUACAUUCUGUAGUAUGUUCUUCUGUGUCCCAUCUUGCCUCAAGAUGCCUGCUAACUUUAGUGUUGUGUAGAUUUUGUGAUGUAAUCUGUUUAGUUGCCCAGGAGUUUGUGGAAACCAUUUUUGUGACAUAUCCUCCUAUUUUGAGGUUACAGGGACUUCCUAAUUUUGAAUAUUGUCCCCAAAUAAUAAUGGAGUGGCUUUGAAACCACUGUUAGGGAACCAACUAAAAAUAGGAUGCCCACUUAAGCAAAAAAAAAAAAAAAAAAUCCCCUAAGUUUCCUUAUUUGGUCUUGGAAACAUUAACAAUUGGGAAUAAAAUUAGCCAUGAAGUUUAGCUUUUGCUGGACACUGUGUGGUGUUAAUGAAGUCUCAUCCCAGAGAAUCUGGAGCACUUUUGGCAUUAGGUGCAAUUGGUGGUUACAUGUGUUGGGUACAGUAAGUUCCUUCAUUGUCUGCCAAGUAUGAGCUCUGUAAUCAACCUUAUAAAAUCAAGUUGCACCCAUGUUGCACUCCUAGAACCUCAGUGCAAAUAGCUACUCCGGAUGUCAAGUAGCAGGGAAUCAAGUCUGCCGUCAUAGCAAAAUAUGGUGUGGUCAAUUAUGUCUUGCACAAUUCUCAGCUAUUGCUUCAAUCCACUGCUUACAUCCUCCCUGGAUCAGAAAAUACACCAAGUGAUCAGAACAAGAUUUGUCCUUUAGAUGAUUAACAUGUGCUGGGGUAGGCUCUCUCUGCAGGUAUCUUUCUUAUAACUCUAUUCCUCACCAGUAAUUAAAAAUAAGAAUGUGAUCAAAUCAGAUUUAUCAGAUGAUUGGAUAGAAUAGACUGGAUCCUCUGGUGUUCUGUUUUCUUUUUUGUAUCGCUUGCUUCUUAACAUCUGGGAAAUUGGGGUUCAGCUCAAAGCACUGGGUGAGCAUGGGCUGCUCUCAGACACACAUAUGAAGCAUGUUCUCAAAGACAGCUUUGAAGGCAGUGCCUUCUAUGGAUUAGUGCCUUUCAGUGCAUUUUUAUGCUUGGGACUUCUAGGUCACCUCAUGAAUACAGGCACACUUUUCUGUUGACUGCCUGACACGUCAGUGACAUCACAUUUGACUUAAUUGCAAAGAUACUUAUUGAUGGGUAAGUUUUUGUCUCUUGAUCAUCCAGGCUCUGAUUAGUGCACACUACAAAACAGUGCUGGCAGUUCCUGCCAGAGCACCACACAGUCAGUGCUGCUUUAGGGGAAAAAGCUAUUUGCAUUUGAUUCAGUAGGUGGGAAUUGAUGCAAGCUCAUAUGGCAUCACUGCUGUCAAUUCAAUAUCAGGUAGGUUUUAGUUUGCUAGCAAAAAGAAAGAUUUGAGUUUUGAACUGACUCAGUAUUUUCUGUCUUUAUCUUUACCUAGACAGCUAUUGUUCUUGCAGUGGUGGAACCUUAAUUUGUUUGACAAGAAAACCACUGUUACGUUAGUAUUUUUUGGAGUGUGUUUAUGAGAAAAAAUAGAGAAAUUCAAGAAACAACUUGGGCCAAAAACUAAAGAACAUGAGGUAAUUGCUUCUUUAGUUUUUGCUGUUGUCCCUAGAUGUUGCAGGAGUUAAGUGACUACUCUAUAACUGCUACUGCUGUGUAUUCAUUACAGAUGCUGUACUGGUAUACAAGUAAGGCACUUUUGCAUAAGUACAUUCUGAAGUACAUGAAAGUUUGCUUUGUCUUAAAUGAUAAUCAAGAGAGUGAUUUAUUUAACUACAAAUGCUUGGAGUGAAAGUAAUGACAAACAUAAUACUCCUGCAUUGGCAAGACUCACUCUGUAUUUUCUCAUAAUCUCAUUUUCUCGUAAUCUUCAGAGCUUCUGAGUAGUUUCUUGCAGUAACAGAAAGCCCUCCAAAGCUGAAAAUUGCUGUAUAAGCUAAAAACCUGUUUUUGCAGAGCUUCUGUUACUGCUUUGUUUCUUUUUUGUACAUGUAUCUUCAGGUCAGGUGUUUGCUUACUGAAUUAUUCAUGAGUGGAAUGUAGGUCACAGAAAGAUCUGUAGUAGCUGCAAGUGAGUAAAAUGUUAAAAUAAACUUUGGGGCGUUUUACAGUCAAGGGUUUCAAGUCCAUGGUGUCAUUUGGUACACUGGGUUCACCUCAAAUGCUGCUCUUGGGUACUGGGUACAGAAGUCUGGGUCUACCCAGCCUGAUAGGAAUUUUCCUUACUAAACAACAGAUUCUCACCUGGAAAUUGGUGUCUGACCUGGUUUCCACACAUUUGGCAAAUGGCACAGAAGAAGUCCCUGGGCCAGUGAGGAAUGGGGUUUUUUUUUGUAGUUCUACCUAUUCUCAAAACAUCAAAUUUAGUAGGGGGUGUUGGAACAUUUUCUGCUGACAGCAUGAGGUACGGAGUUUGAAGAAAAUGUGUCCCUGGAUGCAGUGCUUGUAAAGAGCCUAGAAUAUUUUUCUGCUCUUAGUUGCUUGACAUAAGCCAAAUAUGCUGGAAAUGCUCCAAUUAAAUAGGAAAAAACCCCACCACAUUGUUAGGAUUUACUCAGAAAGUGAGAUUUUAGGUAAUAGGUAGUUCUUUACUGAAAAAUUCCCCUUUUCCUCUUUGCCCACUUCAAUCAUUUCAUCUGUGCAUGCCUUUCUGCUCUGCUAGAGUGGCUUCUUGGAUGAAGACUGAUGUGUUCAGGGAAUAGUUUACUGCUGUGAUUUGUCACUGGGGCAUGUGAAGUGACUUUUUGUGCAGCCUGAAAUGCCAAAUAGCGGCCGCACAUUCUGAGCAGGUUGAGUAUAACAAUAUUUUACGUGUAAUGAUCUCAAAACCGUGUUUUCUGGAUAUAAUAAACUAAGAGGAGGAACAGCUUUUUUAAAAUUUGGUCUUCCUGCUUAACAAAUAUGGGGCUACAAGGACAAAUUCCAGUUUGUAUUCUAUGAUAUGAAGGCACACUGUACAUUCAUAACCAGAGUUUGGCUGUGGGAAACAGAGAGUUUACUGCACUAUAAAAUCACCUUGUUAGAGAUUUUAUAUUGAGCUCUUCUGUGAUGACAAUUUAAUAAAUACCAGAUUUUUAUAUAA
Molecule: messenger RNA, 8737 nt
Organism: Lonchura striata (white-rumped munia)
Lineage: Eukaryota; Metazoa; Chordata; Aves; Passeriformes; Estrildidae
Gene: ELOVL4
Product: ELOVL fatty acid elongase 4
Biological process (GO): fatty acid elongation, saturated fatty acid; very long-chain fatty acid biosynthetic process; fatty acid elongation, polyunsaturated fatty acid
Cellular component (GO): endoplasmic reticulum; endoplasmic reticulum membrane
Molecular function (GO): fatty acid elongase activity
Source: RefSeq, a predicted model, not a curated record